AUGACGACAUGCAACACUACAAAAGCUGAAAGUGAAAGUAAAGGUGCCAGAAUGGAUCAGCACCUCUCCAAGUUUGCAAAGAUCACAGAGGGCAUCAUGACGUCACACGGCUGUUAUCUCUGCCUGUUGCUUUUAAGCGUAAUCCUGAUCGAGCCAUCAGAAGCAGGUUGUAUGAACCACUUCAAAAAAGCAGACUGGAAGAAAACUACAAUAGACAAGCUCCCAGAGAAUAUUCCUGUCAAAAUAAUGAACAAGUCUGAGGACAUCGUUGUAUGUAGUUUAAUGAAAGGCAAAGACUGUGAAAACAAAGAAGAAACCUGUUUUCUACGGGAGUGUUUUGAGGACUAUGAACCGCCAUGUAACGAGACGGAUAAGAACAUCAGUGUCCCUUUCUACCACUUCAUGUGCUUGACAGAUAUAGCCAAGGGUCUACGAGACAAAACAAAAGGAAGACAACCAAACCUAACUGCAGAAGAAGUCUGUAACGUGUAUGAAAAAGUGUGUAAGCGAGAUUCUCCCAACCCAGAUCAAUUCAAGGGCACAAAUUCCGAAAAAGUGAGAAACUUACAGAUUAUAAUAGGUGUCCUUAUCUUCACCAACUUCCUUUGGGCGGUGGCUUUUUACAUGUACACGCAGAGACUUCAAAGGAGUAACGAGACACCUGAAAGUUCCAUCAUCAUAAAUUCACCUGAAACCACCAUAAUUGAAAGCCCUUGCCCACACAGAACACAUCUUUAGAAGUUCUGGACUGAUGAGAAAAUCUUUUCUAAAUUUGGCCAUCGCAGAAUCUGGGUACGGGGAUCUGCUCUACACAGCUUGUUAACACUCCAGAUGAAGUAAAGGUGGUCUGUGAAUGCUUCUGAGCCCAAAGGAGGAUAAACUUGUGAAGAAUGUGAAGAAGAGUGAGACCGAACAAGCCGCAGCAUGCCUAUUCAUGUAACUGCUCUGCAGUCACAAAUCAAGAAGGUUUUGUGGAUUACCCCAGCACCACGUCCAAGCAAUAAACUUUCCGCCUCAUGUAAAAUGUUUUACUGCUGUGCUGGUUUUAAGUGACCAAGGUCUUGCCAGAAGAACUACACCGGGCUAGUUACAUUAAGAAUGUUGUUGCUGAUGAGGGAGUCUGUUUUAACACAGGCAAUAAAGAGUUGGGUCUUUUUGGUCAUAUUAAGAAUAAUUUGAGACACAAAAACACAGAUUACCCAUGUGGUCUGUGAACGUAUAAAGUGUGUUAAAGUGUUGUAGAAGUGUGCAGAAAACUAUAUUUGGUGUGACUGCAAAAAAAAGUUGUAAUGUUUAUAUAGCU
Messenger RNA from Pelmatolapia mariae (spotted tilapia), 1303 nucleotides. RefSeq lists its product as uncharacterized. The coding region runs from base 1 to 738 and encodes 245 amino acids. The record is from RefSeq and is a predicted model, not a curated record. The transcript has 12 exons. NCBI's taxonomy places the organism in Eukaryota, Metazoa, Chordata, Actinopteri, Cichliformes, Cichlidae.